Molecule: messenger RNA, 2881 nt
Organism: Nerophis lumbriciformis (worm pipefish)
Lineage: Eukaryota; Metazoa; Chordata; Actinopteri; Syngnathiformes; Syngnathidae
Gene: il12rb2l
Product: interleukin 12 receptor, beta 2a, like
Molecular function (GO): protein binding
Source: RefSeq, a predicted model, not a curated record
UGUUCAGUUCAGUUUCAGUUUCAGUUUAUUUGGAACAUGCAUACGAUACAAUGUAAUGCAUCACACACUUCCAGUGGUUUCAUUACAGCACCCUUUUUCUGUCAGGACGUGGACUAUGGUGACGCACAUUACUGCGUGGGCUGCUUUCCCGGAAUGCAAGCGAAACAGACUGGACAUGGCGUGAAGAACGACCGUACUUCCGCGGACAUUCCAAUAGGGGCGUGGCUACUGACUCACUUCCCGUAAAUGUCUUCAAGUCACGCGAGAACCAUAACGACGAAGGCUUUGCUCUCACCGGGAUGAAAACGAGGAUCAGAUCUUCUUUUGCCUUUGCAAAAGAGACGAACUUCUAAUUCUACCACAAUGCACAUUCUAAGUGCAUCAGUGGCACGUCUGGACCUCAGGUGGACAUAAGACUUACUUUUGGCAUAGAUAACAGUUUAGGAGCACGAUCAAAGUCACGACACAAGAGAGCUGGGUUCAAAUGCCAUGGCCCUUCUUACAGCAGGAUGGCUUCUAUUGGCAUUACUAGUCAACACGCCAAAGGAUUUCGCUGCUGCAGAUCCUCCAGAUCGCGAUUUUCAACCCAAGUGUCACAUUCCAUGUGAGGACAACAACUGCUGGGAACUACAUAUUCAUUGCAUUUGGGGUCGUGCAUUUGAUCCUCAGGUCCCUGUAAAAUAUAGUCUACACUGGCAGACGGCGCAUAGCGAUGAGGGCAGUGUGACAACUGGGGCCAGUUUGAGAGGCCUCAUCAAGCGUGUGCACUUUAUCAUGAACAGUCAACUUCGUGUUUGGGUCCAGGCUGAGAGCCAACAGGGUUCUGCUAAAUCCCUUGAGGUUGUCUUCAACACAGGACACAUCAUGAAACCAGCCCAACCUAAGAUUAUGUGGAGCCAACAAGAUCCUUUGGAAAUUUCCUGGAAUUCCACCUGUAAUGAGCAACACCUCUCUUUGGGAUCGUGCGAUGUGCGAUAUCGUACUGAGGUGGACAAAACCUGGAUUGAGGAAAAAAUCGGACCACACGUCAACUAUGAAUUCUACGGUGAAGUCCAGCCUGCUGUGUUCUAUGAAUUUCAAGUUCGUUGUUCCUGUGCGACGGGAUUGAUGAGCGACUGGAGUGCAAGCCAUAGAAUAAAAAGCUCUGAAGCAGCUCCCACUGGAGAGAUGGACGUAUGGGAGGAUUGUGGAGUGCCUGCCACCAAUAUUGAUUGUGUUAUGACCUGGAAGAUGCUUCCUAUAUCUCAGGCUCACGGUCACAUUCUGGGAUAUGAAUGGACACUGUCCAAACACGGCAAUGAUGACUUCUUCAAUGUUUCCACAGCCGAGCCGAUGGGCCGGCUGGUAUGCCAUGAGAUGCAAUGCUACCUCAAUUUCUCUUUAAAGAAUGUAACAUCGGUCAAUAUAUCGGCCUACAACGCCCAAGGUUCUACGGAGCCUUCUUACCUUGCCCUCCCAACAACAGAAAGAACGCCAAAGCACGCCAUUGAUGUCACGAUGAAUACGGAGAACCUCACCGUCUUGUGGGAUCUGCACUCUCAGCGCCCUGACAUCAACUCAAUCAAGGAGUAUGUGGUGCAAUACAAACAAGCAGGACGCCAUCUCGGCCAAGGAUUUGACUGGAUGAGAGUGAACAAAAGCCAUGCUUCUGCAACAUUUAGAGGUCAUUUUGAGAAGUACACGCCUUACCAAGUGUCGCUGUUCAAAGUGACACCCAAUGGACAAAGCCAACAUUUUUCCACAGUUAUUGGAUAUUCUCAUCAAGGAACUCCCUCCAAAGUGCCUUCUUUUAGAAUUAGCUCCAUUGCUGCCACACGUGUGACGCUGGUGUGGGAGCCUGUUCCACUGGCCAUGCAGAGGGGGCUGAUACUCUACUACCAAAUAGGUAUCCAGGGACAAACGGCAGUGUACAAUGUGACAACCUCACCUCAGGAUACAAGUGAGACUUUGGAGCUGCGAGAUCUGAAUCCAGAUCAGGAGUAUGAAGUGUGGAUCAAGGCUGUGACUGAGGCCGGGCCGGGACCAAAUGUCAUGGCAAGGUUCAAAACAGAACAAGAAGAGCAACUUAAAUCCAAAUCGCUCAUAUUAACACUCCUGCUCCCAGUGUGUUUUCUGAUCGUAUUAGGUGGUAUUCUGGUUUCCCUGAGUUUUCGCAGAGGCAAAGUGUGUGUGUGUUUAAAUGAAAGGAUUCCAGAUGCGUACAACAGUGGCAUCUUCAAAUUGAUGAAGGAGCAGAUGGAUGACCAUUCGGUUUGGAUCGGUAACCACACCUGUGAACCGCACACCACCAUAUCCGUUUUGGAGGUCGUGGCAAUCAAAGAGCCAGCGUGUGGGGAAUACUCCGAUUCCGAGGACCUAAAUACAAAACCGGCAACAAAGUCGAAGCAGCGUGAUGGAAAAGAGUGCAGCAAAAGGGUGGACUCCGACCAGGAAAAGGGGGCAAGUGAGCUUGUCAACAGGGAAGAUUCUUGGAAUUCAGAUGAAGAAGAUGAUGUCACGUUAGGUUAUGAAAAGCACUUCAUGCCGAGUGCUGUGGAAAUACUGGACAGUUGAUCCCACAUCAGGGCAAGAAAAAACUCAACCCAAUGGGGUACAAUGAGAAACAUUGGAGGGGACCACAGAUUUGGGGAUCCCCCCCACUACUUGGUGGCAAUAUGUUGGCAAUGUCUUCAAAUAAAUGUGUUUUUUAUAAGGUUUUUAAUAAUGUCAAGUGUUUCCAUUUUCAUGAGCAAUUUCUAACUGUUGCACAUAAAAAGGAAUGUACAUACAAUUAAGUUAAAAGCAUAAUUAACCACCAAGAACAUAUGGUAGGAAAGUAUUCAUUUCCCAAGAUUGGAAACUCUUGCAUCUUUGAAUCUUGCAAUAAACAAAACAGAACUUU